AUGCCCAUUCUUUGCAGUAAUAUACGCUGUCUGGUCUCAUCCUUUAAGCUCUCCCAACGCACCCUCGGAGGGCCACUACUCAAGCACCUCUCCAAGCUGCAGGUCCGUUCCGUCUACCCACCCCUGCCCUGUCCUGGCACAUGUACGAUCUCCCCUGCCAUGGCUGCAGGUACGACCUCCUCCACCACCUUCUCUGCAGGGGCCAAACCUCUUCUUUGCUUCCCCCACCCCCUUCUCUGCUUCCCCCCAUCCUCUUCCCUGCUUCCCCCACCCCCUUCUCUGCUUCCCCCCCAUUCCCUUCUCUACUUCCACCCAUCCCCUUCCCUGGUCCCCCCCAACCCAUUCUCUGCUUCCCCCCAUUCCCGUCCCCAUCCCCUUCCCUGCUUCCCCCCAUCCCUUUCCCUGCCCGUCCCCAUCCUCUUCCCUGCUUUCCCCCAUUCCCUUCUCGGCUUCCCCCCAUCCCCUUCCCUGCUUCCCCCCAUCCCCUUCUCUGCUUCCACCCAUCCCCUUCCCUGGUCCCCCCCAACCCAUUCCCUGCUUCCCCCCAUUCCCGUCCCCAUCCUCUUCCCUGCUUCCCCCCAUUCCCGUCCCCAUCCUCUUCCCUGCUUCCCCCCAUCCCCUUCUCUGGUCCACCCCAUCGCAAUCCCUGCAUCCCAUUCUCCGUUGUUCCACGCCUCCGGGCCCACUGUUCCCCCCUCGCUUCGCCUCAUCACCCCCCCGCGUUCUUCUCCCCUUUCCACUCUCUACCACUCCCGUGCCUCCCCUCUUCUAGGUCACACCCGAAUGGAGCCAGAAAACCUGACGCAACGCCUUAGGCAAGCAUCCAGAGAAGCAUCCGCGCGUGUGGGUUCAUCAAGAGGUCAUCAGAGGCUCGAGAUUGACAUCGAGAAUCAUGAUAAGUGGCCCGAUCUGAGCCUUGGGGAGCAGGUGGUUUCUGCUUCUGGUGCUCGCGGGUUGUGGGCAGUCACGACGGGUGACGGCAACAGACGCUACUCGGAUGAUCCUGGCGGCCACCCCCUGUCGAGUGCAGAUGAUUCCGUGCAGUCGGGCGGUAACCGCCACCGGCAGCAUCGUUGUAGGGCUUCCGCCACUCCCCCUCCCAUUGCAUCCGCCACUCCCCCUCCCACUGCAUCCGCCGCUCCCCCUCCCACUGCAUCCGCCGCUCCCCCUCCCCCUGCAUCCGCCGCUCCCCCCCCCCCUGCAUCCGCCGCUCCCCCUCCCCCUGCAUCCGCCGCUCCCCCUCCCCCUGCAUCCGCCGCUCCCCCUCCCCCUGCCUCCGCCACUCCCCCUCCCCCUGCAUCCGCCGCUCCCCCUCCCCCUGCAUCCGCCACCCCCCCCUCCCCCUUCAUCCGCCGCUCCCCCUCCCAAUGCAUCUGCCACCCCCCCCUCCCCCUGCAUCCGCCGCUUCCCCUCCCACUGCAUCCGCCACUCCCCCUCCCCUUGCAUCCGCCACUCCCCCUCCGCCUGCAUCCGCCACUCCCCCUCAGGCUGCUACCUCACCCCUUCUUCCACCUCGCCAUGUUUCAGCUAUUUCUGUCCAAGGCGUAA
Molecule: messenger RNA, 1548 nt
Organism: Closterium sp. NIES-65
Lineage: Eukaryota; Viridiplantae; Streptophyta; Zygnematophyceae; Desmidiales; Closteriaceae
Source: the annotation of a GenBank genome assembly